This is a messenger RNA of Rosa rugosa (rugosa rose), 474 nucleotides long. Its product is annotated as oleosin 1-like. Gene Ontology annotation, biological process: lipid storage; sexual reproduction. Gene Ontology annotation, cellular component: monolayer-surrounded lipid storage body; membrane; extracellular region. The record is from RefSeq and is a predicted model, not a curated record. The transcript has a single exon. The coding region runs from base 1 to 474 and encodes 157 amino acids. NCBI's taxonomy places the organism in Eukaryota, Viridiplantae, Streptophyta, Magnoliopsida, Rosales, Rosaceae.
AUGGCGGAGCACCACCAGCAAUACCAGCAGUCCCAUCCCUUUCAGGGACAACAAGGCAUGCAGCACCAACAAACUAAGUCCUAUCAGGUCGCCAAGGCCGCCACCGCAGUCACCGCCGGGGGUUCACUCCUCGUCCUCUCCGGUUUGGUCCUCGCCGGCACAGUCAUAUGCUUGACCAUAGCCACUCCUCUCCUCGUGAUCUUCAGUCCGGUCCUCGUCCCGGCUGUGAUCACCGUGGCGCUCAUAAUGACUGGCUUCUUGGCCUCCGGCGGGUUCGGCGUGGCGGCCAUCAGUGUCUUGUCGUGGAUUUACAAGUACGUGACAGGGAGCCAGCCUCCCGGCGCGGAACAGCUCGAUUCGGCACGACACAAGCUGGCGGGGAAGGCCAGGGACAUGAAGGACAGAGCUGAGCAGUUUGGGCAACAGCACAUGGGCUCUGACCGCGGUCAGCACGGUCAACAUCAGACUUCUUAA